AUGAACUCCCGCGACGGUUUCCAAUGGACGCCUGAGACUGGCCUUGCGCCAGGUGUGCCUUCAAUCGGUGUGAUUUCGCCUCCCAUCAAUGUUACCUCUUCUUCAACAGUUUACGAUGCUAUUGUUGUUGGAGGUGGAUAUUCUGGUCUCACGGCUACUCGCGAUUUGACCGUUGCUGGUGUGAAACGUCCGCGUCUCGACUUUGACUUCUAUUCGAGUUUGCUAAUCAUAACAGGUCUUCGUGUUCUUUUGAUAGAGGCUCGCGAUUGA
Molecule: messenger RNA, 270 nt
Organism: Penicillium odoratum
Lineage: Eukaryota; Fungi; Ascomycota; Eurotiomycetes; Eurotiales; Aspergillaceae
Exons: 1
Coding region: 1-270 (89 amino acids)
Source: RefSeq, a predicted model, not a curated record